CCACCGCGUAUCCUGUUUCUGUAGGGGAGCUAACGGUGGCUGCAGUCGCACAUAUGGCCAUCGCCCGGCCUCGGGGCUUUACUGUGUAGCUUCUUUGUUUGCGGAGUUUACGGGGAUGAGGGUGUAGAGCGGACCCGCUGAAUCAGGAGGAUAACGUGUUCGCUGUUCGCCUCCAUGAGAAGGCAGGAGAAUGAUCGCAUCCUUAUCCAGAGGAAAUGUGCUGGACGUGCUGCAGGAGGGCUUCAAUGAGCAACAGCUGGCGGCGUAUGUGUCCUGGGUCAAUGCCCAGCUGAGGAAGAAGCCUGGUGUGAUGCCAGUGAGUGACCUCCGGCAGGAUCUUCGAGAUGGCGUGGUGCUGGCAUACCUCAUUGAGAUAGUAGCUGGUGAGCUACUCGAAGGCAUCCACUACUCACCAAGGGAUAACCAAGAAAAGAAAGAAAAUGUGGAGAAAGUAUUGCAGUUCGUAUCAUCCAAGAAGAUACGCAUGCCUCAGACCUCUGCCAGAGACAUUGUGGAAGGGAACCUCAAGUCCGCCAUGAGGCUCAUCUUGGCCUUGGCUGCACAUUUUAAGCCAUCUGCCUCAGCCAAUCACAGAGCAGGCGCUGGUCUGAGUAGGAGCUCAGCAGGAUCCUUAGCCAGUCACAGGCCUCAUUCCACAAUGGCCAUGGCCCAGAAUGCAGCAGCAGCCCUGGCAGCCGCCCGGCAUGAUGCCUCCUGCUCAGGCCGUAGUGUCCUCCACCUCAGACAAGACUGGCACAGCCGAAGCUCCAGUGCUGAUGAGGAGAUUGAUAACCCAUGCUGGAGUGUGCGUGCUCUGGUUCAACAGUAUGAGGGACAGAAAGGAACAUCUGAAGAGGACCCAGAAACAGGACCUUCAAGCCUGAGCUCUCCCAGCCCCAUCCACACCCCCAAAGACUCCAUCAGCUUAUUAGAGGAAAAGGGGCAGUUCUUGGACAGCCAAUCAGCAGACAUCAAAUCUAAAGCAGACAGUGUAGUUCAGCUUGUAUUAUGUGGCACAAGAGCUGCCCCAGAGCAAGAGCAUGAUGGGAUGUGUGUGCGGAGCUGCACCUGGGAGGAGCAGCUGUGGGAGCAGCAGGAGCAGCUGGAGAGGGAGAUGGUGGAGGCCAGAAGAAUGGUGUCUAGCCUACAGGCCUUGCUUCUGCAUGGAUCCUUACCUGAAGAUGAGCAGGAGGUCUCUCUGAGCUUGGGAGAGGGAGUUGAAAAUGCAGAGCAACAAUUGGUAAUAAUCCGCAGUCGUCUUGACCAGAGCAUGGAGGAGAGUCAGGAACUGAAGAGGGAGCUGUUGAAGUAUAAACAGGAGGCACGUAACCUGCAAGGAGUCAAAGAUGCUCUACAGCAGCGUAUGGCUGUUCAGGAGACCUCCGUGCUGCAGCUUAAACAGGAACUCCUACGCACCAGCAUGAACCAGGAUGAACUGGCUGGACAAAAUGCUGAUCUCCAGAGGAAGCUGGAGGAAAGAAACAGACUUCUCAGUGAAUACAAGAAAGAGUUGGGGCAGAAGGAUCGCAUGCUACAGCAACAGCAGCUCAAGCUGGAUGAUGCAUUGCGUAAGCUUACAGACUGCAACAACCAGCAGGCUGAACUGCAGAGGGAGUUGGAGCACAAACAGGUGGUUCUGCAGGAGCUGAUGAGCCAUGAGCAGGAUGAGAUUCUUGUUUCUCAAAGCAAUGGCUUCUCUCAUCCAGCAGCCGUGGAGCACAGUGUGACACAAUCACACAAAGGGGCAGAGGAGCUGCAGCUGGUGAGAGAUGCUCUACGCAGUCUGAGGAACAGCUUUGCAGGUCAUGACCCUCAGCAUCACACCCUGGAUACGCUGGAGCAGGGCGUGGCCAGUCUUAUGGACCGCCUCUAUGCAGUGGACUCGCACCACAAGCAAGAGCGAAAGGUGAGAGCGAAGUCUCCAAGACAUAAGGCCCCUCACACAGACAGAGACUCCUGGCCCUCUAGCACCAAAAUGUCCCACUCUCACAGCAGCCCUGCACUCAGCUCUUCAGCUUGCACCAAGGUCCUUUACUUUACAGACCGCUCCCUCACACCUUUUAUGAUCAACAUCCCCAAGAGGUUAGGGGAAGUUACGCUUCGAGACUUUAAGGUGGCUAUAGACAGAGAGGGCAGUUUUCGAUACCACUUCAAAGCUCUGGACCCUGAAUUUGGUACCGUGAAAGAGGAGGUGUUCCAGGAUGACGCAGUGGUGCCAGGAUGGGAGGGCAAGAUUGUGGCAUGGGUGGAGGAGGAUCAUGGGGAGGGCAGGGUCUGACUGGAUGCCUGAGGGAACCCACAUCCAUGCAGGGAUUAGAUGGAGAAGAAAGGAGAUGGAGGGAACUGUGCCAAACUGCCAAAACGUUUGUGCUUGUGUCAGAUGUACAGCAGCUGAGCUGAAUACCUCUCUCUCUCUCUUCAGUGUACCGUUAUCUCUCCUGUGUGAUUCAACCAACAGCAGCAGGACGAGAGAGGGAACACCAGGCUGCAAGACACGAGGGAGGCGGGUCAAAAAGCCCUCCUUGUCGCCUCUGUGUUCUCAGCAGUGCUGUUAGCAUAUCGGCAGAACAGACUUCUGAACCCUUAGCCUUUCCCAAAUGGAUUGCCAUAGAACAGAGAUCCAUUUCUAGCAGAAUCUUUAGAAACAGCGUGUCAAACAUGUGUUUCACUGUGAGUACAGGAAUAUUUUGUUCACAGUUUCAACAGAGUCUUAGAUUCCUGUUUUAUGACAGGUGGAAACUGCCAGUUUUGAUAUGCUAUAUGACCUUUGUUUCUUUUUUGCAGUAGAAAGAGAGAUUAGACCGAGAUUGUGUGAUAUUAUAGGUGAAGAGUAAGUGAGCAGAAUGUUGUGUAUGUUUGAAAUACUUCAGGAGGGAAGGUGGAGUGUGCUUAUGCCUUGAUAUGAGAUUUUUUUUUUCUCCAGACGUAUUAUUAUUAUUAUUAUUAUUAUUGACACUGUAGAAGUAUUACUAUAAGAGUUAUCAAAUGCACACAGCUGCCUCCAGCACUAAAGCACUGAAGGAUUACUGGAGGUCUUGUGAUGUCAGCUGGACCUGUAAUCCAAGCAUUUGAAGAUCUGUGUGUGUGUCUGUGUGUAUGAGGGUAUGUGAUGCCUUCAGUGAAGGCCAGGCCCAUAACAAAAAUUUGCUUUCUCUCUCUCUCUCUCUCUCUCUCUCUCUCUCUCUCUCUCUCUCUCUCUAUAUAUAUAUAUAUAUAUAUAUAUAUAUAUAUAUAUAUAUAUAUAUAUAUAUAUAUAUAUAUAUAUACAUAUAAUCUUGUUUUUGUUGUUUUUAUGAUCCUGUUUGUUAGUUAACUCUCUCAAGGUUGGGUUGUCUGGACCAUAAAUUAAUUUCAUAAACACUUUAUUCAGUGCUGGCUCAGAUUCUCAUAAAU
Astyanax mexicanus (Mexican tetra) is the source of this 3393-nucleotide messenger RNA. It is a transcript of the gene dixdc1b, whose product is annotated as DIX domain containing 1b. Gene Ontology annotation, molecular function: protein binding. Gene Ontology annotation, biological process: canonical Wnt signaling pathway. Lineage: Eukaryota; Metazoa; Chordata; Actinopteri; Characiformes; Acestrorhamphidae. The transcript is spliced from 21 exons. Bases 191 to 2278 code for a protein of 695 amino acids. Gene Ontology annotation, cellular component: cytosol. The record is from RefSeq and is a predicted model, not a curated record.